AACCCCGUAAAAUUGAAGCACUAGGACGAUGGUCGGUUCCCCCCCAACGGCUCGAGGGACGGAUUGCAUAUCCGCUUCAACGUUUCCUCUCGACGUUUCCCUCUCGGCUCGGCUCAGCGCUUGGGCUGUGUGCUGCCCGGCGCAGCCCUUCCGCGCGACGUGCUCGCGGGCGGCGCUCCGCACCCGAGGCCGCGCGGUUCCGGUUUCGCCGACGGACGGGCGCCGCCCGGAGCGGGUGGAGCCAGGCCCGGCGCCAUGACGUCGGGGGAGACGAGCGACUGGCCGCCGCCGCCGCCGGGCGGGGCGACGAGCCACCAGCGGGCCUACUUCAGCGAGCUCCUGAGCUAUGGCCUCAAGCCCGAGGACGUCGUCUCCGAGAGCGUCUUCGAGAUGGAGGACAUGAAGACCCAGAAGCCGCCGCUCGCGGCCGCGUUCGCGGCCGACGGCGCGCUCGCGGACGUGCGGCCGACGAACGUGAGCGAGCUCGCCUUCGACAACCACGCCAUCGAGCCCAAGGUCAUCACGGCCUACAAGCCCAAGCCCGGCGGCAUGCCGCGCAAGCUCGAGAUCGAGCGGCGCAAGCGGCUCUACGCGGCGCAGGACAUCGAGACGCUGCUCAUGGCCAAGGGCAUCGACUACAGCGUGCCCUACAGCUCCCAGCUGUUGGGCGGCAAGGGCGACGAGGGCGACGUGCCGCCGGGGUCGGCGCUGCCCCUGAUCGUCUUCGACAACGGCGACUUCGAGGUCCACACGGCGGACGCGUGGCUCGCGAUGGGCACGGACGACGCGGGCAACCAGCAGGGCCUGCCCUGCCGCGCGCUCCACAUGCGCGACGAGGCGACGGAGCAGGGCGUCUGGCGCCGGGGCAAGGUCGUGUCCUACGACGCCGCCGCGGAGCGCUUCGGCGUCGCGUGGGACCCGGACGAGGGCGCGGCGCCGGAGACGGAGCCCGUCGAGCCGACGCCCGUGCACCGCAUGCACAUCUGCUUCGUCGCCGAGGACCCGUUUGUGUUCGUGGAGCGCGUCACGGACGCCCACGCGCGGCGCCGCGACGCCGAGGCCGUGCUGCUCCACAACCUGUACGUCGACUGCAUGCCGACGGAGGGCACGAAGCCGCUGGACUCGGAGCUCUGCGGCCGCAUCUUAGCCUUGGCCAUCAACACGAAGGCGCUGCGGCGCACGGCCCUCGAGACGUCGCGCGUCAUCGCCGAGGUGAACACGGACUACACGCGGACGCUCAACAAGAUCGUCUUCCGGGCGACGCACGCCGCGGAGGGCGACACGAACGAGCUCCUGCGGGCUAUUGUAUUGCCCCGCGAGGAGGCGAAGCCGCCGCCGCGGCGCCAGGGGACCAUCGCGCUGCCGCCGGGCUACGACUUCGGCGUGGCCUACAAGGAGUUCCGCUUCCACUCGUGCCUCACGCGGCCCGAGAUCAUCAAGAUCGUCGUCAACGUGAAGCAGGAGUGCCUGAAGGUCAUGGCCCUGAGCUUCUUCAACUUCCUCACGAAGUCCGUGCGCGUCGAGGAGUUCGCGAACACGCAGCACGAGGCGACGCAGGCCGUCGCGGGCCGGCUCCGGGAAAGCUGGCCGUCGAACGUCUGCGGCCACGUGCGCCAGCAGCUCAAGGACGUCAAGAAGGGCUGGUUCAACCUCGAGGAGGCGAACAACGAGGUCUACGCCUUCUCCAAGCUGAAGAAGUUCCUGCAGUUCGUCAACUUCAUGAUGCAGGACUCGAUGCGGUAUUUAGUGGAAGACAGCAUCCGCGCGUACGCGGCCUACCUCAUCCGCGCCUGCGACUGCGACGUCGAGGUGCGCGGCUCCAACGACGUCACGACGACCUACCCGACGGCGGGCGUCGCGUCCAAGGCGAAGCGGCUGCCCCUGUUCCUCAUCGACAUCGUCAUCGUCGGCGAGGGCGACGACAAAACCUUAGGCUACUCGUCGAACCUCGCGGCCUUCGAGGAGAUCCCGUUGAAGCACUUCGACCAGGCCAUCAUCCAGACCCAGUCCAUCGUCCAGGUCGAGCGCCGCGUGAUGACGCGGCUCUUCUGGAGCCACGACCCGAUCAUGACGUCCGUGCACCCCACGGAGCAGUGGGUCAUCGACCUGCGGGCCGAGGUCGCGCAGACGCUGCGCGCGGCCGUCGCGCCGUUGGAGGCCUACCUGGCGACCUACGACGGGUUCCUCGAGUUCCUGCGGUUAGACGUCGACGCGUACAUCGGCGACGCGGAGGCCAAGUGGGGCGGCCCGCCCCCGGGGCUGACGGAGGACGAGAAGAACGAGCUGGCGAUCCCGCCCCUCGACGUGCCCGCGCUCAAGAGCCUCGCGGAGAAGCACCUCGGCGAGCAGAAGAAGGUCGAGGCGCUCAUCCCGGAGACCGUCGCCGUGGGCCUCUUCGCCGUCUCGGGCAAGACCGUGGGCCGCAUCCUCGCCGAGAAGCACGGCCGCAUCGCGAAGAUGCUGUUGGACCUCGUCGCCAUCAAGACGAACCAGCACGCCGCGGACUCCACCGUGUCCUUCGGGGACAUCAUGCGCAAGUUGAACGCGAAGCCGACGAACAUCGAGGAGCUCACGGAGCUCCGCGACUACAUGGAGACGAUCCCCGACGCGGUGUUUAAAUUACAAAAGGUCAUCGACACGUCCAUGGAGAACUACGGCGUCCUCGAGGGCAUCCUCUACAAGCUCGACCCGGGCGACUUCCGGCUCCGCUGGGAGGUCUUCGGCUGGCCGAAGAAGGUCGCGGACAAGUGCGAGGAGCUCGAGGAGCACUGUUUGAAACUCGAAAAGUCCUACGAGAACGACAUGGAGGAGGCCCAGGGCGAGUUCCGCGAGCGCCUCCGGGGCUACAUGGACGAGGUCGACAAUUUAAGGACGUUCUACGACCUCAAGCUCGUGGACCAGGUCUCGGCGCACGUGCGGCGCAUCAAGAAGGACCUGGCGUCCGCCGAGGACGAGGCGCGCCUCUUCAACUCGCGCGAGGCCCUCUUCAACAAGGAGGUGACGCAGUACGACCUCUUGCGCGACGUCGCGAAGAAGUUCGAGCCCUACGGCAACAUGUGGGAGCAGGUCGACCACUGGCUCCAGUACCACAAGAAGUGGAUGAGCGACGACUUCCUGAAGCUCGACGCCGAGGGCAUCGAGACGGACACGACGACGAUCUACCGCGUCCUGGUCAAGUGCGAGAAGACGUUCGAGGCGCAGAAGCUCGACGGCUGCCUCAACGUCUGCCGCACGAUCCUGGGCCAGGUCAACGAGUUCCGGCCCCACGUGCCCCUCGUCAUCGCCCUGCGCCAGCAGGGCAUGCGCGACCGCCACUGGGAGAACCUGUCGCAGAAGAUCAAGGUCGACGUGAAGCCCGACGAGUCGUACACGCUCGAGACGAUCUUCGAGAUGAAGCUCCAGGACCACGUCGACGUCAUCACCAAGAUCAGCGAGGUCGCGGGCAAGGAGUACGCCAUCGAGAACUCGCUCGACACCAUGGAGAAGGCCUGGAGCGACGUCACGCUCCAGAUCGAGCCCUACAAGGAGACGGGCACGUCGAUCUUGCGCGGCAUCGACGAGUACAUGGCCCUGCUGGACGAGCACAUCACGACGACCCAGGCCAUGACCUUCUCCGCCUUCAAGGGCCCCUUCGAGGAGCGCAUCGAGAAGUGGAACACGACGCUCCAGAUCGUCUCGGAGCUCAUCGACGAGUGGGUCGCGGUCCAGAAGAACUGGCUCUACCUCCAGCCCAUCUUCGACUCGCCGGACAUCAACAAGCAGCUGCCCGUCGAGGGCAAGCGCUUCGCGACCGUGGACAAGCACUGGCGCCAGACGCUCAACAGCGCGGCGAGUGGCACGACGCUCGCGAUCCUCUUCUGCAACGACCCCAAGCUUCUCGAGCGCUUCCGCGAGUCGAACAAGCUGCUGGACAUGGUCCAGAAGGGCCUGAGCGACUACCUCGAGACGAAGCGCGCGGGCUUCUCCCGGUUUUAUUUUCUCAGCGACGGCGACCUCCUCGAGAUCCUGUCGGAGACGAAGGACCCGCGCAUGGUCCAGCCCCACCUCCGCAAGUGCUUCGAGGCGCGUGCUUCCCGCUCCCUCGACUUCGAGGCGGACCUGACGAUCUCGCGCAUGAACUCGAGCGAGAAGGAGAUCGUCGACUUCGUCGCGCCCGUGAACCCCGUGAACAAGAACAUCGAGGACUGGAUGGUCGAGAUCAACGUCGCCAUGUGCAAGGCCGUGCGCGACCACAUGAUCCGCGCCGUGCGCGCCUACCCGGAGACGAAGCGGACGCGGUGGAUGAUCGAGUGGCCGGGCCAGGUCGUGCUCAACGGGUCGCAGGUCCACUGGACGCAGGAGGUCGAGGAGAUCAUGGCGUCCAAGGGCAACGCGGGCAUCUUCGAGUACUACGAGCAGUGCAAGUCCCAGCUCCAGGACAUGGUCAUCCUCAUCCGCACGGACCUGUCCAAGGGCCAGCGGACGACCGUCGGCGCGCUCGCGGUCAUCGACGUGCACGCGCGCGACGUCAUGAAGGCCAUGGCCGACGCGGGCGUGUCGUCCUGCACGGACUUCGACUGGCAGUCGCAGAUGCGCUUCUACUGGGAGGGCGACGACGCGUCGGGCGACCUCUGGGUCAAGCAGGUCGAGUCGAAGCGCGCCUACGGCUACGAGUACCUGGGCAACUCCUUCCGCCUCGUCAUCACGCCGCUCACGGACAAGUGCUACAUCACGAUCAUGGGCGCGCUGCAGAUGAUCCUCGGCGGCGCGCCCGCGGGGCCCGCGGGCACGGGCAAGACGGAGACGACGAAGGACCUCGCGAAGGCCCUCGCGAAGCAGUGCGUCCUACUCCUAGGUUCCGACGGCCUGGACUACCGCGCGAUGGGCAAGUUCUUCAAGGGCCUCGCGUCCGCGGGCGCGUGGGCGUGCUUCGACGAGUUCAACCGCAUCAACAUCGAGGUCCUCAGCGUCAUCGCCCAGCAGAUCAUGACGCUCCAGGGCGCCGUCCAGCGCAACGAGGAGCGCAUCAUGUUCGAGGACACGGACAUCAACGUGAACCCGGAGUUCGCCGUCUUCAUCACGAUGAACCCGGGCUACGCGGGCCGCUCCGAGCUCCCGGACAACCUCGAGGCCUUGUUUAGACCCGUGGCCAUGAUGGUCCCCGACUACGCCCUCAUCGGCGAGAUCAUGCUCUUCUCCUACGGCUACAUGGAGAACCGCAAGUGCGCGAAGAAGAUGGUCGCGACGUUCCGGCUGUGCUCCGAGCAGCUCAGCAGCCAGGACCACUACGACUACGGCAUGCGCGCCGUCAAGACCGUCAUCACGGCCGCGGGCAACCUGAAGCGCGCGGCGCCGGAGGAGAACGAGGAGGCGCUGCUGCUCCGCGCGCUGCAGGACGUGAACGUGCCCAAGUUCCUCGCGCACGACCUGCCGCUCUUCGACGGCAUCCUGUCGGACCUCUUCCCGGGCAUCACGCGGCCGCCCUUCGACUACGGGCCCCUCAUCACGUGCCUCAAGGCCGCCAUCAGCGAGAAGACGCUCCAGGCCGUGCCCAUCUUCAUCCGCAAGAACAUCGAGCUCUACGAGAUGAUCUGCGUGCGCCACGGCCUCAUGGUCGUCGGCCCGACGGGCGGCGGCAAGUCGUCGAACAUCCGCACGCUCCAGCGCGCGCUGACCAUGCUCAACGAGCAGAACUUCGAGGGCAACCGCUACGAGAAGGUCGACAUCCACCACCUCAACCCCAAGUCCAUCACCAUGGGCCAGCUCUACGGCAUGUUCGACGCGAACACGCACGAGUGGCAGGACGGCAUCUUGGCGUCCAUCGUGCGCCUCUGCAUCAAGAACACGAAGCCGGACCUCCAGUGGGUGCUCUUCGACGGCCCCGUCGACGCGAUCUGGAUCGAGAACAUGAACACGGUGCUCGACGACAACAAGAAGCUCUGCCUGACGUCCGGCGAGAUCAUGUCCCUGUCGGACCAGAUGACGAUGAUGUUCGAGCCCGAGGACCUGGCCGUCGCGUCGCCCGCGACGGUGAGCCGCUGCGGCAUGAUCUACAUGGAGCCCAAGUCGCUCGGCGCGGACCCCAUCGUCCAGUCGUGGCUCCAGAAGCUCCCGGAGUCCUUCGGGGCGCCGCACAAGACCGUGCUGCAGACGCUUUUUGAUACCUAUUUCGGCCCCGCGGCCGCGCUGAUCCGCCGGAACCUGAACGAGCCGUUCCCGACGGUCGACGGCGCGCUCCUGGACGCGCUGCUGAACCUGAUGGACUGCGCCUUCGAGCCCUUCCACCCCAAGGAGGGCGUGGAGCCGAAGACGGCCGAGGACGUCGACCUCGUGGCGACGCAGAUCGAGCCCAUCUUCAUCUUCGCGUUCAUCUGGUCCGCGUGUUGUACGGUGGACACGCGGGGCCGCCAGGUCAUGGACGCGUGGCUGCGCAACUUCAUGUUCAUGAACGACAGCAAGCGCCAGAUCCCCGCGGGCGGCUUCAUCUACGACUACCUCUUCGACAUGGAGAAGAACGAGUGGGUGCCGUGGAUGGACACGGUCGCCGGCUACGAGCACGACGCCGCGGCGAGCUUCGCGGAGCUCAUCAUCCCGACGCUCGACAGCGUGCGCUACACCUAUCUGCUCGACACGCUGGUGACGAACGGCAAGCACGUGAUGAUGAGCGGCCCCACGGGCACGGGCAAGACGGUGAACAUCUCGCGCCACUUGCAGGGCGGCUUCCCGGACUCGUACGUGCCCAUCUGCAUCACCUUCUCGGCGCAGACGUCGGCGAACCAGAUCCAGGACCAGCUCGACGGCAAGUGCGAGAAGCGGCGCAAGGGCAUCUUCGGCCCCGCGGCGGGCAAGAAGUACGUCAUCUUCGUCGACGACGUGAACAUGCCCAUGAAGGAGGAGUACGGCGCGCAGCCGCCCAUCGAGAUCCUGCGCCAGUGGUUCGACAACGAGGGCUGGUACGACCGCAAGGCGCUGACGUUCCGGCGCAUCAUCGACGUCAUCUUCGUCUGCGCGUGCGGCCCGCCCGGCGGCGGGCGCAACUCGCUGUCCGCGCGGUUCCCGCGCCACUUCAACACCGUGGGCUACACGCCCAUGGAGGACAAGUCCAUGCAGCUCAUCUUCCAGACCAUCCUGUCCAACUUUCUGACGACGAACCGCUUCGCGGACGAGAUCCAGGCGCUCUGCGGCGGCGUCGUCGACGCGACGAUCCUGAUCUACAACACGAUUUUGAGCGAUUUAAGGCCGACGCCGGCGAAGAGCCACUACCAGUUCAAUCUGCGGGACAUCUCCAAGGUCUUCCAGGGCGUGCUGAUGGUCACGGCGCGCAACGUGAAGACCGCGCGCGACUUCGUGCGCUUGUUUACGCACGAGAACCAGCGCAUCUUCGGCGACCGGCUCAUCAACGCGGAGGACCACGCGUGGUUCGACGAGCUCAUCUUGGCCGCCGCGGGCAAGCACUGCGGCGAGGACCACAAGGCGUCCAUCGAGUACCCCAUCAUCUUCGGCGACUUCAUGGUCCCGGGCGCGGACCCGCGGCUCUACGAGGAGGUCAAGGACAUGGCGCAGCUCCAGCCGACGAUCGAGGAGUACCUGACGGAGUACAACCAGGACUCGAAGCAGCCCAUGCACCUCGUCAUGUUCAUGGACGCCAUCUCCCACGUGGCCCGCAUCACGCGCGUCAUGCGCCAGCCCAAGGGCAACGUGCUGCUCCUGGGCGUCGGCGGCUCGGGCCGCCAGUCGCUCACGCGGCUCGCGACGUUCAUGUGCGACUACAAGAUCUCCCAGAUCGAGAUCACCAAGGGCUUCGGCAUGUCGGAGUGGCGCGAGGCGCUGAAGGAGGUGCUGCUGCUCGCGGGCAUCAAGGCGCAGCCCGUCGUCUUCCUCUUCUCGGACACGCAGAUCGUCUUCGAGUCCAUGCUCGAGGACAUCAACAACGUGCUCAACACGGGCGACGUGCCCAACAUCUACGCCGUCGAGGACAUGGACAACAUCAUGACGACGUGCAAGCAGGACUGCGUCCGCAAGCGCAUCCAGCCGACGAAGCUCAACAUCUUCGCGCAGUUCAUCCAGCGCGUCAUGGCCAACAUCCACCUCGUGCUCUGCAUGUCGCCCCUCGGCGAGGCCUUCCGCACGCGCCUCCGCAAGUUCCCGUCCAUCGUCAACUGCUGCACGAUCGACUGGUUCGCGGAGUGGCCCGAGGAGGCGCUCCAGUCCGUCGCGACGCGGUCCAUGACGGAGACGGACCUGAAAUUGGAGGAGCACCUCCAGUCCGUCGUGACCUUCGUCAAGCACGCGCACAUGUCCGUCGCGCGCAAGUCCGAGACGUUCCUCUCGGAGCUCGGCCGCCACAACUACGUGACGCCGACGUCCUACCUCGAGCUGCUCUCGACCUACAACCAGGUCCUGGGCUUGAAGCGCGACGAGGUCGGCACGCUCAAGAACCGGCUCCAGGUCGGCCUCGACAAGCUCAUCUCGACGGCGACGCAGGUCGAGGCGCUCCAGGUGCAGCUCACGGACAUGGAGCCCAAGCUCAUCAAGACCCAGGCCGAGGUCGAGCAGAUGAUCAUCCACAUCGACGCCGACAAGAAGGACGCGGCGGAGACGCAGAAGGUCGUCGCCGCGGAGGAGGCGUCCGCGCGCGAGAAGGAGGCGGAGACGCAGGCCAUCGCCGACGACGCGCAGAAGGACCUGGACGAGGCCCUGCCCGCCCUCGACGAGGCCGUCAAGUGCCUGAAUUCGCUGAAGAAGAGCGACAUCGACGAGGUCAAGACCAUGGGCAAGCCGCCCUUUGGCGUGAAGCUGACGAUGGAGGCGUGCUGCAUCAUGUUCGGUGUGAAGCCCGAGAUGGAGAAGGACCCCGCGAACCCGGGCAAGAAGAUCAUGAACUACUUCAAGGCGGCCCAGAAGGAGGUGCUGAGUCUAGGCGCCAAGCUCAUCGACAAGAUGAAGGCCUACGACAAGGACAACAUCCCGACGAAGAUCAUCUCGCAGAUCGCGCCGUACAUCGCGAUGGAGGAGUUCCAGCCCUCCGUCAUCGAGAAGGCCUCCAAGGCCUGCACGGCCAUGUGCAUGUGGGUGCGCGCCAUGCACAAGUACCACGAGGUGUCCGUCAUGGUCGAGCCGAAGAAGAAGCUUUUGGCGGAGGCGACGGAGUCGCUGAAGAUCACGCAGGCGGCCCUCGCGGUGGCCCAGGGCACGCUGAGCGAGGUCAUGCAGAAGAUCGCGCGCCUCGAGUCGGAGUUCAACGACGCCAACGCGAAGAAGGAGCAGCUGAAGAAGGACGUCGACGAGUGCCGCGCGCGCCUCGACCGCGCGCAGAAGCUCAUCGGCGGUCUCGGCGGCGAGCGGAGCCGCUGGACCGAGUCCUGCGCCAAGCUCGAGCUCGACUACACGUCCCUCAUCGGCGACUCCCUCAUCUCCUCGGCGACGAUCGCCUACAGCGGCCCCUUCACGCCCGACUUCCGCAAGGAGCUCACGCGCGACUGGCAGGACACGCUCCGCGAGCUCCAGCUGCCCCACACGGAGGGCUGCGACAUCCGCCAGACCCUCGCCGACGCCGUCGCCAUCCGCACCUGGACCAUCUGCGGCCUGCCCCAGGACGCGUCCUCCGUGGAGAACGGCAUCAUCAUGUCGCGCGCGAGGCGUUUUCCCUUGCUCAUCGACCCCCAGGGCCAGGCGAACCGCUUCAUCAAGAACAUGGGCAAGGACCCCCACCUCGCGGAGAACGGCAUCGAGACGACGAAGCUCACGGAGAAGAACUUCCUGCGGACCCUCGAGAACGCGGUGCGCUUCGGCCGCUGGGUGCUCCUCGAGAACGUCGGCGAGACGCUCGACGCCGCGCUCGAGCCGCUGCUCCUCCAGCAGAAGUUCCUCCAGGGCGGCACGGAGAUGAUCAAGAUCGGCGACUCCACGAUCCCCUGGAACGACUCGUUCAAGUUCUUCAUGACGACGAAGAUGCCGAACCCGCACUACGCGCCCGAGGUCUGCGUCAAGGUGUCUUUGCUGAACUUCGCGAUCACGCCCGUGGGCCUGGAGGACCAGCUCCUGGGCGUCGUCGUCGUCGAGGAGCGGCCGGACAUGGAGGAGAAGAAGAACUCGCUCGUGGUGGCGAACGCGUCGAUGAAGAAGGAGCUCAAGGAGAUCGAGGACAAGAUUUUGUACAUGCUCUCGAACUCGACGGGCAACAUCCUCGACGACCACGAGCUCAUCGAGACGCUCGCGUCGUCGAAGAAGACGUCCCAGGAGAUCACGGCCAAGGUCGCCGAGGCCGAGACGACGGAGCGCGAGAUCGACACGAGCCGCGAGCGCUACCGCCCCGUGGCCUACCGCGCGACGAUCCUGUACUUCUCCGUCGUCGGCCUCGCCGUCGUCGACCCCAUGUACCAGUACUCGCUCCAGUGGUUCACGGCGCUCUUCGUGGCGGCGAUCCGCCUCGCGGACGCGAACGACGACCUCGAGGCGCGCCUGGAGAUUUUGAACGACUUCUUCACGUACUACGUCUACGUCAACGUCUGCCGGUCGCUCUUCGAGAAGGACAAGCUCCUCCUGUCCUUCCUCAUGACGAUCAAGAUCCUCGAGGGCGCGGGCGACAUCGACCCCGUCGAGUGGCGCUUCCUCAUCUCGGGCAAGGCGCCGAACCCGAAGACCGCGGAGAACCCCGCGCCGGAGGGCGCGCCGAGCGGCUGGCUCGACGGCCGCAUGUGGUCCGAGGUUUUGAUGCUCGGGGGCAUGGAGAAGUUCGCGGGCUUCGAGAAGGACUUCGGGACCUACAUCGACGAGUGGCGCAAGUACUACGACCACAUCGAGCCCCACAAGGUCGCGCUCCCGGCCAAGUGGGAGUUCACCCUGAACUCGUUCCAGAAGCUCAUGGUGCUCCGCGCGCUCCGCGCGGACAAGAUCCCCGACGGCGUCAUGAACUACGUCAUCGAGAAGCUCGGCCAGCGCUUCAUCGAGCCGCCGCCCUUCAACCUGCCGGCCUGCUACAAGGACUCGUCGAACCUGACGCCCUUGAUCUUCGUGCUCACGAAGGGCAGCGACCCGACGAAGGCGUUCAAUUUGUUCUGCGCGGAGAUGCGCUUCGACAAGAAGGUGAAGAAGCUGUCCCUGGGCCAGGGCCAGGGCACGAAGGCGACGAAGAUGAUCGAGGAGGCGACGCAGAAGGGGUCCUGGGUCUACCUCCAGAACUGCCACCUCUUCAUCUCCUGGCUCACGGAGCUCGAGCGCCUCUGCGACGGGCUGAGCCCCGACGCGACGCACAAGGACUUUCGGCUCUGGCUCACGUCCAUGCCCUGCGGCGACUUCCCCGUGUCCAUCCUCCAGAACGGCGUCAAGAUGACGAACGAGCCGCCCAAGGGCCUCAAGGCGAACUUGAAAUCGGUCUUCUUCAAGCUCGACGACGCGAAGCUCUCCGUGACGUCCAAGCCCGAGGCCUACCGCAAGCUGCUCUUCGCCCUCGUCUUCUUCCACGCGUCCGCGCAGGAGCGGCGCAAGUUCGGGCCUUUAGGGUGGAACGUGCCCUACGAGUUCAACGAGACGGAUCUGGACAUCUCCCGGGGCCAGCUCGAGAUGUUCCUCGACUCCUACGAGUACAUCCCCUACCGCGUCCUCUGCUUCCUGACGUCCUACAUCAACUACGGCGGCCGCGUGACGGACUACAUCGAUUUAAGGACGAUCGACGUCAUCAUGAAGUCGUUCUACAACGAGCGCAUCUUCGAGAAGGACUUCUGCUUCGACCCGGAGAAGAUCUAUAAAUCCAUCGACCCGGACCCGGAGAGCCCCCACGCGUCCUACAUGGAGUACAUCGAGUCGCUGCCGCUCACGGCGGGCCCGUCGAUCUUCGGCAUGCACGAGAACGCGAACAUCUCCUGCGCCUUCAACGAGGCCUUCAAGAUGUUCGACACGCUGCUCAGCCUCGCGUCGUCCGGCGGCGGCGGCGGCGGCGGCGGCGGCUCCGAGGAGCUCAUUGCGCGCGAGGUCGACGACAUCACGGCCAAGCUCGAGAAGCGCGGCUUGUUCGACGUCCAGGCGAUCCAGAUGCAGUACCCCGUCGUCUACGAGGAGUCCAUGAACACGGUGCUGGCCCAGGAGUGCAUCCGCUACAACAAGCUCAUCACGGUCAUGGAGCUCACGCUCCCGGAGCUCGCGAAGGCGCUCCAGGGCUUGGUCGUCAUGUCGAACGAGCUCGAGUCCAUGGGCAACAGCAUCGCCGUCGCCGCCGUGCCGUCGGCCUGGGAGUCCAAGGCCUACCCGUCGCUCAAGCCGCUGACGCCCUGGGUCGACGACCUCAUGCAGCGCCUCGACUUCGUGCACACGUGGAUCGACGCGGGCAUCCCCAUCACGUUCUGGAUCAGCGGCUUCUACUUCCCCCAGGCCUUCCUCACGGGGUCCAUGCAGAACUUCGCGCGGUCGAAGCAGCUGCCCAUCGACACCAUCUCCUUCGACUUCAUCAUGCUCGACACGUUCAGCCCCGAGAGCAUCAAGGAGAAGCCCGCGGACGGCGUCUACAUCCGCGGCCUCUUCCUCGAGGGCGCGCGCUGGGACCCGGACAUCCGCUCCCUCAACGACUCGCGCCCGAAGCAGCUCUACUCGCCGGCGCCCAUCAUGCACCUCAGCCCCGUCAAGGACCGCGUCGACCCGACGGGCGGCAUCUACCGGUGCCCGAUCUACAAGGUCCUCUCGAGGCGCGGCGUGCUCUCGACGACGGGCCACAGUACGAACUUCGUCAUGUGGAUCGAGAUCCCCUCGAACAGGGAAGACGGCAAGAACAACCUCGGGCAGGCCGACCAGCUCACCUGGGCCAAGGGCGGCGUCGGCGCGUUCUGCUCGCUCAAGUUCUAGGCGCGCGUAAUUUACCCGACGUCC
Messenger RNA from Aureococcus anophagefferens, 12837 nucleotides. RefSeq lists its product as hypothetical. The record is from RefSeq and is a predicted model, not a curated record. Gene Ontology annotation, cellular component: dynein complex. Gene Ontology annotation, biological process: microtubule-based movement. Gene Ontology annotation, molecular function: minus-end-directed microtubule motor activity; ATP hydrolysis activity; ATP binding. Lineage: Eukaryota; Pelagophyceae; Pelagomonadales; Pelagomonadaceae. The transcript is spliced from 4 exons. Bases 256 to 12813 code for a protein of 4185 amino acids.